Molecule: messenger RNA, 2503 nt
Organism: Mytilus californianus (California mussel)
Lineage: Eukaryota; Metazoa; Mollusca; Bivalvia; Mytilida; Mytilidae
Product: stress-induced-phosphoprotein 1-like
Exons: 13
Coding region: 140-1813 (557 amino acids)
Molecular function (GO): Hsp90 protein binding
Source: RefSeq, a predicted model, not a curated record
AAAGUUUCCUUUUCAGGGAACCAGUUGAAAAGUAAUAAUGGAUAAUGCUAAAUGAGUUCCGAAAAAUUACGAACAGGACUCUAGAAAAUUCGGUCUCAAAAAUACAGAAAAUACAGGAAAACACUGAAGCUGUCAGAUUAUGUCAUCCGAAAAUCAGAAGAAGGUGAAUGACCUUAAAUCUGAGGGAAAUAAGGCAUUAGAAUCUGAUGACUUUGAGGAGGCAAUAAGGAAGUAUACAGAGGCCAUAGCAUUAGAUCCUGAAAACCAUGUAUUAUAUAGUAACAGAUCUGCAGCACUCACUAAAGCUGCACGAUACCUUGAAGCACUUGGGGAUGCUGACAAAACAAUAGAAAUAAAACCAGAUUGGGCAAAGGGUUUCUCCAGGAAAGGCACAGCCCUAUGUUAUUUAAACAGAUAUGAGGAAGCAGCUUCAGUAUUUAUGGAAGGAUUAAAGAUUGACCCUGAAAAUGCACAACUAAAAAAUGGUUUGGAGGAUGCACAGAGUAAAUUAACUGGACCAUCAGGUAGUCAGCCUCUAGGCAACCCUUUUGCCUUUCCAGAUAUAAUGCAAAGAUUAGAAGCCAAUCCAAAGACGAGAGAAUAUUUAAAACAGCCAGAUUACAGAAUGAUGAUACAAUUGCUUCAACAGAAUCCCAAUAGUUUACAAAGUUUUCAAGAUCCUAGAAUUAUUCAGACAUUAGGUGUUUUACUUGGCUUUGAUUUAGAACAAAAAAAUGCUGAUGCAAGUGAAGACAAAGAAACAGAAGCAACGCCAGAUCAAACUUCUAUGCCUCCUCAAAGCUCAAAUUCGAAACCCCAAAAUAAUUCUAAUCCUGAACCUGAAAACCAACCUAAUUCACAGGCCCAAGAAGAAAAACAGAAAGGAAAUGAAGCAUACAAAAAGAAAGACUUUGCUACAGCUCUUGAACAUUAUGAUAAAGCAAUAGAAUUAGAUCCUACAGAUAUUACUUAUAGAAAUAACAAAUCAGCUGUAUAUUUUGAAUUAAAGGAUUAUGAUAAAUGUAUUGAAAUAUCAGAGGAAGCUAUUAAUAUAGGAAGAGAAAACAGAGCAGAUUAUACAUUAAUUGCCAAGGCACUUGCAAGAGCAGGGAAGGCUUGUAUGAAAAAAGAAGACAAUGAGAGCGCAUUGAGAUAUCUGAACAAAUCAUUAUCAGAACAUCGAAACCCAGAAAUACAAAAAAUAGUUCAAGUGCUGGAUAAAAAGAUAAAAGAAAAUGAAAGACUGAAAUAUAUAGAUCCUGAAAAAUCAUUAGAGGCCAAAACUUUAGGAAAUGACCAUUUCAAAAAAGGUGACUAUCCAACAGCUAAGAAGCAUUAUGAUGAAGCAAUAAAGCGAAACCCAGAUGAUGCUAAACUCUACAGCAACAGAGCAGCAUGCUAUACAAAAUUACUGGAAUUUAAUCUUGCUCUGAAAGAUGCAGAUAAAUGUAUAGAAUUAGAUCCCAAAUUUAUUAAAGGUUAUUUGAGGAAAGGAAGUAUAUUUUACGCUAUGAAAGAACCAUCAAAAGCUGCUCAGGCAUACCUGAAAGCAUUAGACCUUGAUCCAAACUGUGAGGAAGCAAAUCAAGGAUACAGAGAUUCCAGGAUGGCAGAAGGAAAUGACCCUGAGGCUGUACGUAAGAGAGCCAUGGCAGACCCAGAAGUAACACAAAUCCUCAAAGACCCAGCCAUGCAGUUAAUUCUCCAGCAAAUGGAAAAAGAUCCAAAGGCUGUUAGAGAACAUCUACAAAACCCAGAAGUUGCAGCUAAAAUAGAAAAGUUAAUGGAAUGUGGAAUUAUUGCUCUUCGUUGACCUAUGUAGUUAUUUCACUGAAAUCAAACAUGUUUCCGUUAUACAAGCUUGCAUAAACAAUCACAACUGUGCUAUAAAGUAUUUCUAUUCGGGAACAAUUAUUUUACUACAUUGAAUUGUUUGUUGCUGUAUGAUCCUGUAAUUUCAUUUUCUAAAUUUCAAGUUCAAGAAUUUUCUUUGAUCAUAUAUGGUAUGUCUGUUGUGCAAUUAAAAAAAAAAUGUUUGUCAUUAUAUUGUCAUCAUGCAUAUGUAUAUAUUUUCUCAGGAAUUGUUUUGCUUAUUUUCAUUACCAUAACUGAGAGUCAAAAUAUGAUUUUACUGGUCUAAGAAAACAAAUUUUCAUAAAUUACAUCAUUACCUGAAAGAAGUUUAAAAGUGAAUUUAGUCUGGCUACUUCUACAAAAAAAUUGUAUUAUAUUUUUUUGGUUUAAUGACAAGCACAUCAAUGUUUUAUUUAAACAGUUGUGCAGGAAUCUUAAAAAUAAAUUGUAAUAGGCUGAGUUUUAAAUAAAAUGUAUUUGACAGCUUUUGUACAGGUAAAUUCAAUUGUUUUGGUAAAAUUAAUUCAUGAUUGUUUAAAUUAAGAAUGAUUAAUAGAAUGAUUGAAUUAACUAUAGUUUAAUAGAAUGAUUGAAAUAACUAUAUUGCCUAGAAUAUAAUGAGGAAUUUAUAAUAAAAAUGCUGUUUCUG